AUUGUCGGGGAAGACUUAUUAGCACGACACGAGAGGUCCGGGUACCCAGUUCAUAUACUUAAGGACUUACACACGCUUGAUCUUUCUUUUUGACUCAAGACAUGGAAAGAGUGUAGCUUUAUAAAAAAAAUAUACUUGUAUCUUCAAACAAAAUUCUCUGGAAAAUAAGAUUUUACUGUUUAGUAUUUUGCAGAUUCAGUUAAACACAUUUGUAAUAAUGGAUACAAAAGCUAUGGUAAUCUGCGGAGCGGCACUCUUCUUAGCAAUUAUCGACUUGGCCUUCACAGAUGACGGAAAAUUAGUGGACUCAGACCAGGCGGAGAUAAAAAAGAGAAUGGCCCCGGAAAUAGCCUAUGAAGGGUACAACCCCUACGCUGACCUUUCCGACGAAGACUUAGCUGAGGUCAUAAAACGCGGAAGUCUUCUUCGCUUCGGAAAACGUGGCAGUCUUCUAAGAUUCGGAAAACGCGGAAGUCUGCUCCGGUUCGGCAAAAGAAGGUCAAUCCUGCGAUAUGGAAAACGUUUCGACGACCAAGAUGAAAAUAUGGAAUUGCCCCUUGAGGAUUACGCUGAUGCAGGAGAUGAUGAUAAAAGAGGAGGUUUAUUCCGUUUUGGAAAAAGGAGGGCUCUUUUCCGUUAUGGAAGAAGCGCGGACAAACCCCACACACCCUUCAGGUUCGGACGGGAGGAAGAAUAUUAAGAUAACUUGAUCUUAAGAUCUUAUAAAUAUUCAUAUAUUUUUAAAAACAGGUGAACGUUUCUGUGAUGACAAAUAACUGAUUUACUUCAGCUGUCAAUCUUUACCUGACAUACGAAAUGUAUAUAGAGCUGGGCACGUGACAUUUAGUUAGUAUUAAUCAGUUUUCUCCAAAAGACGGUUACAGUUGUUCGACCACUCACUGUGUGUGAUAACACUCGUCAUAUAUCAAGUUCUAGAUUACGAGAUCGUGUCGGACCAAUCAUAUUUCUUUUCUGUAAGCACGUAUAUCUGAUGUGUAAAUAAAACAUCCGGAAGAGCGUAAGAUACACAAUUGUUCGCGGAAGCUGACUUUGUGAAGGCAGUGAUAUGCCUUUUACUUUCUGUACAUUAUCAUCAUUUUGUUACGAGCCGCGCAACAAAUUAAUACGGCUGAUGCCAGGGAUUAUAUAACAUGUUUAACUACUGACAUUCGUGUGGUUUUUAUGCGAAUCUUAAUGUCGACAGGAAAUGACUAAAAAAAAAUGACAGUCGCUGAAAAAAAUCAAUAUAAAUAAUGUACCUUAUAGUUAAAAUCCAAUCUACAUUUUCUCAAAAACGUUUGCAAAAUCUUAUUUAAAGAAUAGGUAAAUAUUUUAUACAUAAACAAACACGAACACGUGAUAAAGUGAUGACGUCACUGCAAUAGAUUGUUGUUUUUGUUUUUAUGUUAUUAUGUUAGACUGAUGUUUUAAGUCAUUUUGUUCUCAUUUGUUUAUGUCACUCGUUCGCCUUACUCUGACAAUACUCUGUAUCAUACAUAAUAUGUACCUCCCUUUUUUGUUUGUUACUAUUAGUUAUUAAGUUUUAAGUUGAUAAGCGUCUGAUGGAGCCGGACCAAAAAUAAAAAAACCUUGUUUACGACACCGAAUCAUUGUAAAAGUAAAAUAAAAGCAAUUCCAAAAAUAUAUGUUUAUACGAAUGCUUAAAAAGCUCUUAAACAAGCAAAAGGUUAAUUGGAUAUAAAUAUACUCUUUAUAUACUUAUAAACGGAAAUAUUUGAUUAGCAUUGGACACGUCAUGGGUCAAAAGGAAUCCAGUCAUACAGACUCAAACUUAUAUUAUAUUGUAUCUCUAUCACCAAGAAAAUUGAUCAGACAAAUCAACGAUGUUGGUCAUAGUGACACUAACUAGAAAGGCGUGUCUUUAGAACAGGACCGUCUCUGACUGGUCACUUGGUCAAUAUUGUUUUGUCCCUCAUUGUUCUCUGCGAUGUAAUCUGAUAGGUUGGUAUUGUUGACGUAUCCAUAUCAAGAAAAAUAAAGUUUAUAUUAUUGUA
Messenger RNA from Mizuhopecten yessoensis (Yesso scallop), 2015 nucleotides. RefSeq names its product FMRFamide-related peptides type HF-4-like. Lineage: Eukaryota; Metazoa; Mollusca; Bivalvia; Pectinida; Pectinidae. The transcript is spliced from 2 exons. The record is from RefSeq and is a predicted model, not a curated record. Bases 218 to 700 code for a protein of 160 amino acids.